AUGCUCAGGCGUAGCAUUGUCCAUAGCAGACAUGCACUGAGGUCAUGCAAUACAACUCAGAGGGUGUGCGGGAGCGGUAGCAAUGCCUUUGGACAGAAUAAAUUCAUUGGCUCUUCACCUACAAGCUUCAACGAACAACCAAGUCCUACAAACUCAUCACCUUCCACUUCUCCAUCAAAAGCACAAUUUGCCGUCUACACACCUCGCUCCACCGAAAAGAAAAUCCAUGCUCCAUCUCACUACAGGAAAACUCGCAUUAGUCGGAAUCGCAAAAAUCACCCUCUAAUAGCAAAAUUGCAAGAGCAGAUCGCUGCACGUAAUUUAGACGACGUCACUGAAACAUGGAAAAAGGUUGUACAGCAGCGAAUGGCAUCUGAUGUGAGCGGAGAUAUACGUUUCACUUUAGUCAAGUUUGUCAGCAGUAUCGAAUCUGAUCACAGUACAUCAACUGUACUUUCGUUAUUCAGUGACUUUCGCGCAAUAUCCGAUUGGAAAUAUGCAACAUUGGUUUUGAGAUCUCUCAUCGAUCGAGGAGAAAAUCAGAAGGUGUGGGAGUAUGUGCAAUCAUCUGUAUUGCCUGACCGAUCUAGCAUACCACCGUCCGUCCCUCCUUCAGCCUACGAGGGUUUAAUUAUUUGUGCUUGUUUUGCAGCAGCAUCUUUGCCCGAUUCUCCAUAUAAACGGAUCGCUAACCUUGUUGGUCAACUCAAACCCAUCUGGUCAAAGCUGAAGAUUACUGCCAGAAAGAAGGCGGACCGAGUACAUGGAACUCCUUUACACAGUGACAUCACAUCUGACCGACUAUCAGCUUUCAAGGUGCAAGACAAGACCAAAGAAAAGGCCGCUUCGAUAUAUCAGCAUGCAGUUUUGGGUUGGGGAUUAAAUUAUUCUGAUGAACAUACUGGGGCGAACGUCAAUUUGCUCUCACGUAGAAUCACUGGUGCCUGCAAUUCAGGCUACUUUUCCACAUUGGAACAGUGGUUGAACAUUCUUCCGCAAGCACACAAUGAAUGGCUCACAAUGUCGUUCGAUGGAAAGAAACAAUCAAAUUGGACCGACUUUACUUGGGCUUCUCUUUUGCAAGGUCUAAUCGCACACAGAAAGACAGAAAUAGCAGGACGUGCGUGGGAGCUAUACCUCAAGAUGAAACCUAAGAACGAGGCUGUUGAAGCAGGUGUUUGGAAUGGGCUUUUGCAGGGUUAUAGUGCAGCUGGCCAAUGGGACCAGGCUCGUACGGUACGAAAUCAAAUGAUUGAGCAAAAUGCCAAACAAGAUCAAUAUACAUUCACGACCUUGAUCACGAUGAACUUCAAAGCACGAACACCUGAUGAGGCUUUUUUCACGUUUGAAGAGCUGAAAGAUUGGUGUAGAGAACAAAAGCAAACGGUGAACCCUGCUGCGAUGAACGCAAUGGUACUUGGAUAUUGUCUGAACAAUAAUACAGAAGAGGCUGAAGAGUUGAUCAAUAGAAUGAUCAAAGGUGAGGAUGAGUUGCUUCCUCCUCCAAACAUUUCAACGAUGAACACCAUGCUACGCACACACGCAAGACGUGACAAUAUGGCAGGAAUCGAGGAGAUUCUGCGUGUCAUCGGACAAUUGAAUCUAGAGCCUGAUGCGUAUACGUUCACGACAGUGAUGGAUGCUUUUACACGUAUGGGACACGGAAAGUAUACGGGAGAAGUGUAUGAUCUCAUGAUGAAGGAAGGCAUCAAAGGAAGCGAGGUGACACUUUCUGCAGUAAUAAAAGAUGCCUUGACUUCGUUUGACGGGGUCACUCCAAUUCGCUUUGAAUUCGCAUUCUCUACUCUACGUAGAAUGGAAUUGAAAGGACCUCAUCCUACUCAAGUUACCUAUACAAAUUUAAUCUCUGGCUUACUCAACAACGCGGAUCUAUUUGGCGAUUUCGUACGCAAAGGUGGCUUGGCGAAUGGAUAUACCCGGCAAGAAAUUGUAGAGGCCAAGGUUGUCGAACCAGAAUUGCUUGAAGUCCUCUUUAAGAAUCGACCCGAGAUCGUAUUGAGUCUCUUGCUAAUGAAACGCAUGCAAAUUAUGAAGCUGCAACCGAAUCGUAUAACGUACAACACGUUUUUGAAUGGUCUCUUGAGCCAAUCGCCUUUUGAUGAAGAAGAACAAGCUCGACCAUCGGAAGAGGUAGCGGCAAUGGACGUUUGGUCUUUGCGGAAAGUUGGCACACUGUUACAUGAAAUGAUUGAAGUUCAAUCGAUCGACCUAAAGGAGAAUACUGUGGCCAUCUGUGGAGAAGCAUGCUGCAGUUCAAGCGGAAUUGCAGAAAACAUUUGCGAUUUAUAA
This is a messenger RNA of Meira miltonrushii, 2310 nucleotides long. RefSeq lists its product as uncharacterized. The transcript has 2 exons. Lineage: Eukaryota; Fungi; Basidiomycota; Exobasidiomycetes; Exobasidiales; Brachybasidiaceae. Gene Ontology annotation, molecular function: protein binding. The record is from RefSeq and is a predicted model, not a curated record. Bases 1 to 2310 code for a protein of 769 amino acids.